UAUCAUUAAAAAUUAAGCAAUUCGCUAAUCUGCAUCACACAGAAAUAAGUAAACUUUAAAAAGCUGGUCAAUGUGAAAAGACUGAUUAGUUUUGAAGGUGAUUACUGACAUAGUUGAUUGCAAUGUUGGCCAACAUGAUUAUUUUAUUGGAAAUUGUGGUAUUAACUGUGGUAGUCGAAGGAAGCCACUUGAAGAUGUCGUCGUUUUCUUAUUCCGGAGAGAGCGUUACGUUUGAGUGCAACGUUGACCAUGGAGAGUUUCCGAUCGUGUCAAUAACAUGGCUCAAGGAUGGCAAGCAAUUUUAUAAGUACGAUUCGAAUCUCAUCAAUCCGGUUUCAAUUACGGAUGUCGAUGGUGUUGUGGUGAAAAAGGACCUAUCACUUAACGGCAACAAAGUAACGAUUGGUUCCGUUACUCCACAGAGCACGGGAACUUAUACAUGUAAAGUAGAAAUAGAUCAUCCAUCUUUGAGCGUUGGGGAACUGUCGGGAAGUCUCAAGAUCGUACAAAAUUAGUUUACUUGUAAUUAAGGAUCGUGACAUUUAAUACGUAAGAUUAAGGCAACUGGUUAGCUUAUACACAACGUUAUUUGAUUAUUCUAACUUUGUAAUUGUAUGAUUUAUAGCAAGGACGGUAUAGCUUUGACAGUAAAUUGAGUACAUCAGAAUUUCUCAUAUCGUUCAAUUCGAAUACGUGACUGCAUAAGGGAGCGUUUUCCAAUUUAAUUCAUGUUUGAAAUUCUUUUACACGCGCUGAUUUACUUCACAUGCUCACCACCACCUUGGAUUUUCAGAUGAAAAAGUGAGGCAUCGGGUAACGCCACUUUUAGUUUUUCUUAUUACACCUUAGAGUUUGUCAUCCACUUCUUGCACUAUUCAUUUAUUUAAAUUUUUGCAAUGGGACUGUAAAAUUAUAGAUCUUUUCCUACCUCAA
Photinus pyralis (common eastern firefly) is the source of this 933-nucleotide messenger RNA. RefSeq lists its product as uncharacterized. Bases 123 to 515 code for a protein of 130 amino acids. Lineage: Eukaryota; Metazoa; Arthropoda; Insecta; Coleoptera; Lampyridae. The record is from RefSeq and is a predicted model, not a curated record. The transcript is spliced from 3 exons.